Salvia miltiorrhiza (redroot sage) is the source of this 1818-nucleotide messenger RNA. RefSeq lists its product as uncharacterized. The transcript has a single exon. The coding region runs from base 136 to 1605 and encodes 489 amino acids. Lineage: Eukaryota; Viridiplantae; Streptophyta; Magnoliopsida; Lamiales; Lamiaceae. The record is from RefSeq and is a predicted model, not a curated record.
AAAUUCCAUGUCCAUCUCUUCUAAGUUGUAACCCUUGUCAAAUUAAUCCUUUUUCAAAAUUCCACAAUCGUCUCCUCCCAAAUUUUCAUCGAUCUAACCCUUCUCAAAUCGAGCCUCCAACCUUCUUCACGAGGUAUGGAUCGACUUCUUCUGAAACGCACGUAUCAUGCCGAUGGCGGUGAUGGGCAUUCUUUAUCUUUACUUUCUCCGCAAGGCCGGUCUGUGUGUGAAGACUAUCAAAAUCUCCUUCUCCCCUUCUCCAAAACAAGUUGUGUUCGUGGCAGUAGUUGUGGUGGAUUGUUAUACUUUGACAAUUUUAGGGGCAAAAUUAUUAUUUGCAAUCCAACAACUAGGGCGAUGAAACUCCUUGAUCCCCCUCAGAUGCGACAUUAUUCAGAUGCGAUUAUUAAUUUCGAGUGCAGUGGGUUUGGGUAUGAUCAUAAAUCAGAUGACUACAAAGUUGUGAGAGUCUUCGAUUACUUGUAUCAUUAUUGUACAGUGAAGAUGAAGAACCCGUGUCGUUAUUGUAGAGGAGGAGGGAAAACAGAGAUGAAAGUUGAGGUGUUUUCACUCAAAACGGAUUCCUGGAAGCAGAUUAAAGUAGCUGCUGAUUUUGAUUUAGAUGGCAUCUCGUCUUCUUCUGAGUGUUAUGUUAAUGGAUCUUGUUAUUGGAUAAAAUUAAAUCAUAGGGAUGAUACACUAUUUCACUAUAGUGUUUUAUCAUUUGAUUUUACUCGUGAAUGCUUUUCCACCAACAUCAGUUUACCACCAAUACACAAGGACAACGAGCAUUUAUUGGACUGUGACAUUCUUGUCAAGGUUCAUGAUGACAUGGUGGGUGUUAUCCGCUAUGAGAGGGCAUCACAGAGUUUUGGAGUUGUUACCACUUUUCGGCUUCUGGUAUUGAAAGAGAGCUCGUGGAUUCCUUGGGUUUGUGUUGAUCUAUGUGAUGUUGAGAGGCCGCUGAUGUUGCACCAAGGUCGAUUUUUGUUUUUAAAGAAAAAAAAUUCUGAGGGGAUGGAGCAACUAGUAGUUUAUGAUUUGGAAACCAAGAAGUUGGAGGAUCUGGAUAUAUAUGAUUAUGUAUAUUCCAUGAUGAUAUUUUCUUACGAAGAGAGCAGAUUUUCACUACCAGAUUCAAAACCAAUGGAUGGAUCCUACAGUAAGGAGGAGGAGGAGAGGGAGGAUCUAGAGGACAAGAGGAGGUUGUACAAGGUGGGCAGGAUGUUCAGAUCAGAUUUCAUGUACGAGUUUGAGAUUCAAAACCAAAUAAGGAGUAGGAGUAGGAGACGAGAUUAUGACUACGAGAUUCAAAACCAAUCAAGGAGUAGGAGAGGAGAUUACGAAUACGAGAUUCAAAACCAAUCAAGGAGUAGGAGGAGGAGGAGAGGAGAUUACGACUACGAGAUUCAAAACCAAUCAAGGAGUAGGAGAGGAGAUUACAACUACGAGAUUCAAAACCAAUCAAGGAGUAGGAGAAGGAGUAGGAGAGGAGAUUACGACUACGAGAUUCAAAACCAAGUAAGGAGUAGGAGUAGGAGUAGUAGAGGAUACCACAUUCAAAAUCAAUGGAUGGAUUCUACAGAAGGAGAAGGAAGAGGAUAAGAGUAUAAGACUCAAUGUGCAGUCGCAGUCGCGUCUAUUAUUAAAGGAAUGUUAGAUAGUAAUAAGCUUUUGGUAUUUCAUACAUUUGUGUCUAGUUUAUAUCAAUAUCUCUUUUCCUCUUACUUUUGGAAUCUCCGUUGUUCAUUUUUAGUCUCAACCAAGAAGUUCUUUUUGGAGUAUGAUUUAUCAAAAUAUCAAUUUGAUUUAUGAAUC